Messenger RNA from Punica granatum (pomegranate), 1914 nucleotides. NCBI's taxonomy places the organism in Eukaryota, Viridiplantae, Streptophyta, Magnoliopsida, Myrtales, Lythraceae. The record is from RefSeq and is a predicted model, not a curated record.
AUUAAAAGUAUUCAAUAUCUUUCUGUUAGCAUAUGCUCAUGGUGCAUGAAGAGAUCAAACCAGUUAUUUGGGUCCGCGUUGCUGGGCUUAUUCUGCACCGGGUGUAGGUAGCUUUUUAAAGCUUUGGCAGAUUUUCUCUUCCGUUUGUUUCUUCCCCGCCCGUCGAUGGAUUUUCAGCAAGCAAACUCCUUACUCGGCAUAUCAUCUCCCAGCUUCCUCCUUCCUUCUGGUGGAAGUUCGAAUUUUUUGCCGGAAAGUUCUCUCUUUUUCUUCUGAGUCGAUCGGUUUGCCAUGGAUUUGGCUUGUGGGGCUCCGCGGGCCUCUUGCUCUUUCCCUUUCAUGCCUCCUCCUGCUGAACCUGCAACCACUGGAAGUUCGACUUCUCGCGUUCCGUCUCUUCUUCAUCUGGCCAAGAACCCAGCUCAGAACCCCCGUCUUCGGCUCAAAGGUGAGAUUCCCCUGAAGUUCCAAGGUCGUCAAUUUCCGGUUCAUCAAUUGAGACUUCAGCCCUUUCCUCAAGCAACUGCUGGUGAUAAAACAACUGUUCCAUGCGAAGAUGGUCAAGGGCAGUUGUCAGCUUCUGAUUCAUCAGAACCUUUGCAGGGGCAAGGUAAUCUGGUGGCAGAAGAUGAAGAAGAACAAAACGGAGAUGAUGUUGGAAGCUUUGAUGAGAAUAAAAUGGUCCGAGUGUGUGACAAGCUGAUAGAGGUUUUCAUUGUGGACAAGCCUACUCCAACUGACUGGAGAAGGCUAUUAGCAUUCAGCAGGGAGUGGCCCAACAUCCGGCCCCACUUCUAUAAGCGUUGUCAGGACCGAGCAGAUAGUCUGGAUGACCCCGGAAUGAAACAUAAGCUUCUCCGACUUAGUAGGAAACUAAAAGAGGUGGAUGAUGAUGUCCAGAGACACAAUGAACUUCUUGAAGUUGUCAGGAGUGCUCCAUCCGAGAUAAGCGAAGUGGUCGCUCAUCGUCGUAAAGAUUUUACAAAAGAGUUCUUUCUGCAUGUUCAUACAGUUGCAGAAUCCUAUCAUGAUAAUCCAUCUGAGGGAAAUGCUGUGGCGAAGCUUGGUAACAUGUGCUUGGCUGCCGUGCAAGCUUACGAUACUGCAACUGAAAAUAUGGAGGCACUGAAUGCAGCAGAGCUGAAGUUCCAGGAUAUCAUCAAUUCCCCUUCAUUAGAUGCUGCUUGUAGGAAGAUAGACAAUUUGGCUGCAAAAAAUCAACUUGAUUCUGCAUUGGUGCUUAUGAUCACGAAAGCUUGGUCAGCUGCAAAGGAAUCAAACAUGAUGAAGGAUGAAGUAAAGGACAUUCUUUAUCAUCUCUAUACGACUGCAAGAGGCAACCUUCAGAGGCUCAUGCCCAAAGAGAUUCGGAUACUCAAAUAUCUCCUCAUGAUUGAGGACCCAGAAGAACGAGUUUCUGCCCUAGCAGAUGCAUUUACACCUGGAGAAGAACUCCAAGGGAAGGAUGUAGACUACCUCUACACGACACCGGAGGAGCUUCACACUGCGAUAAGGACUGUUAUAGAAGCUUAUCAUUUUAGCAGGGAAGGCACCCUGAUAAGAGAAGCCAGGGACUUGAUGAACCCUAAGAUUGUUGAGAAGUUAGAGCAACUGAAGAAGCUAUUAGAAGACAAGUACAUGUGAACGAGACCUUCCAGGUCUCCAAUGUUGGUUGUGGACUCAGAUUAUUGGCAGCCCUUCUCGGUCAGUUUUGGGACAAUCAUUAUGAGUUACAUUUCUUGUGUAGACCGUUGGGAACUGAGAUGAUAAGGAAUAUUACUCUGGUUGAAAACUUCAUGUUUGAAAAGAGGUUUUUCUUCCCCUUCUCAACCUAUGAGAUUAGGUAAAAGAGGAUGAUUGUUUGCCGGGUAACUGCAAAACAAUUUAUUAAUCCAUAAAUUAUUUUUUGAAAAA